AUGCGGAGCGCGGCCCGGGCUCCCGCCGGCUGCAGGCUGCCCCGCGCGCCUGGCUCCCCAGCCCCCUGCCCCGGAGACCCCCUGGCGAGCCCAUGCGGACUCCGGAGCGCGGGGCUGCCAGCCGAGCCGCCGCCGCCUCCUGCAACAGGCCCGGGCCCCGCGACCUGCUGCCCCGCGCAGCAGCAGCCGGGCAGCGGCGCGCUCCUCUCCGCCGCCUGCUGCUGCCCCGGCGCCUCCCGUCCCGACGUGGCUCUGCCGUGGCCUGGCGGCGCCUCCGACAACGGGGCCGCUGCUCCGGCCGGGGCCGGGGCUGCUCCAGCGGCGGCGGCGGCUCCUCCUCCUCCCCGGCUGCUGCCGCCGCUCCUGCGGGGCCCUAAAGCCGCCCGCUUCAAGAGGAUGGUGCGGCUGGCGGCGGAGCUGCUGCUGUUACUGGGGCUCCUGCUGCUCACCUUGCACAUCACCGUGCUGCGGGCCAAGCCCGACCCCCCGCCGGCCAACAGCACCCACGGCCAGCCGCAGAACACCCUGGGAGCAGAUGGCCAUUCUGCUCCCCAAACCAGCUUCACAUUAAACCCCAAGGACAGAAGACAAUAUCCUGACCACCAGGCAGCACACAGGCCAUUUCCCAAACAGCGAUUCAGGCAGGAAAAUGGACACACAUCAUUACAAAGAGAUGGACCCAGAUCCUUCCUCCUGGAUCUCCCAAACUUUCCUGACCUAUCAAAAGCAGACAUCAAUGGGCAAAACCCCAACAUUCAGGUUACCAUAGAAGUGGUUGAUGGCCCCGAUACUGAACCAGAGAAGGAUCUGCACAAAGAGAGCAGCAAGCCUAGCUGGCCAGUCCCAUCCCCUGACUGGAGGAACUGGUGGCAGACGUCAUCCACCUUGACUCGCAUGAGUAGCGGUGACCAGGACUACAAGCAUGACAGCACCACCGAAGAUAGCAACUUCCUAAACCCUCUUGGUGGGUGGGAUAGGCAUGCACCCAACCACCGGACUUUUGAAUCCAAGGAGCAGCCAGAGUAUGAUUAUAUUGAUGGAGAGGGAGACUGGAGCCCAUGGUCCAUUUGUAGCGUAACCUGCGGGAUUGGCAAUCAGAAGCGAACCAGAUCCUGUGGAUAUGCCUGCACAGCCACUGAGUCGAGGACAUGUGAUAGGCCAAACUGCCCAGGGAUUGAAGACACCUUCAGGACAGCUGCCACCGAAGUGAGCUUACUUGCAGGAAGUGAAGAGUUCAAUGCCACCAAGCUAUUCGAAGUUGAUACUGAUAGUUGCGAAAGAUGGAUGAGCUGCAAAAGUGAGUUCUUGAAGAAAUACAUGUACAAAGUGGUUAAUGACCUACCCAGCUGCCCUUGCUCCUACCCCACAGAAGUCGCUUACAGCACUGCUGAGAUCUAUGAUCGGUUUAAGCGGAAAAACUUUCGCUGGAAAGAUGCAAGUGGGCCAAAGGAAAAAUUGGAGAUCUACAAGCCCACAGCCCGAUCUUGUAUCCGCUCUAGGCUUUCCUUGGAGAGCACAACUCUAGCGGCGCAGCACUGUUGUUAUGAUGACAAUAUGCAGCUGAUUACUAGGGGGAAAGGGGCGGGCACACCAAACCUGAUCAGCGUAGAAUUCUCCGCAGAGCUCCACUACAAAGUCGACGUUUUGCCUUGGAUUAUAUGCAAAGGAGACUGGAGCCGAUACAAUGAAGCACGGCCCCCUAACAAUGGUCAGAAAUGUACAGAAAACCCUUCAGAUGAAGACUAUUACAAGCAGUUUCAGGAAGCAAGGGAAUACUGA
Messenger RNA from Emys orbicularis (European pond turtle), 1779 nucleotides. It is a transcript of the gene ISM1, whose product is annotated as isthmin 1. The record is from RefSeq and is a predicted model, not a curated record. The transcript is spliced from 6 exons. Gene Ontology annotation, biological process: negative regulation of angiogenesis. Bases 1 to 1779 code for a protein of 592 amino acids. NCBI's taxonomy places the organism in Eukaryota, Metazoa, Chordata, Testudines, Emydidae.